Messenger RNA from Lycium ferocissimum, 1734 nucleotides. RefSeq names its product protein HESO1-like. Gene Ontology annotation, molecular function: nucleotidyltransferase activity. Bases 1 to 1407 code for a protein of 468 amino acids. NCBI's taxonomy places the organism in Eukaryota, Viridiplantae, Streptophyta, Magnoliopsida, Solanales, Solanaceae. The record is from RefSeq and is a predicted model, not a curated record. Gene Ontology annotation, biological process: RNA 3'-end processing. The transcript is spliced from 8 exons.
AUGGAUCUAUUCCAUUCAAAGAGUGACCUAGAUCUAUCUAUUAAUUUUGACAACAAUUCAGUUAAAUUUUCACAUGAGAAGAAGAUUCAAACUCUCAGGAAAUUUGCAAGGAAGUUAUAUGCACUUCAAAGUUCUGGCCAUGUUUCUGGUGUUCAUCCAAUACCAGCUGCCAGAGUGCCCAUUCUGAAAGUUGUUGAUUGCGGAACGAAAAUUGAGUGCGAUAUGUCAGUUGAAAACAGAGAUGGAGUUUCAAAGUCUAAGAUAAUCCACAUGAUCUGUUCACUCGAUGAAAGGUUUCAGAAGCUGAGCUUCUUGAUGAAAGCUUGGGCAAAAGCGCAGAAUAUUAAUAGCUCAAAAGACAAAACUUUGAACUCAUUAUCUGUAAUUCUUUUGGUUGCUUUUCAUUUGCAGACACGAAAUCCUCCAAUACUACCGCCAUUUUCUGCCAUAUUAGAAGAUGGUUCUGAUCCCGAUGCAGUGGCAAAGUCUCUGAAUAAGUUUGUGAACUAUGGGAAGAGGAACAAAGAGUCAGUGGCUGAGCUGCUAGUUACUCUAUUAAUCAAGUUAUUGUCGAUUGAGAAACUAUGGGCCAAAGGACUAUGUGCAAGCACCUAUGAGGCAUCUUGGCUAUCUAAAACAUGGGAUUCUAAAGUUUGCUGCAUCAGUGUUGAGGAUUUCACUGACCGGUCUCAAAAUGUCGCAAGGGCUGUUGGGAAAGGAGAAGUAAAACGGAUAUACAAGUGUAUCCAGCGUUCUAGCGAAUACAUUUCUGCUUUUAUGGAUGGCCUUGUUGAAGUACCCACGUUAAGAUAUCAGUUGUUUGGCCAUGCUGCUCCAUUUCAAGACGGUUCUCAGACAGCAAACAUUAAAGAAGACGGGAAUAUAAUCACUCUUCCUUGUGGAGAUAUCAAGAAUAAGGAGGAUCAAAGUAAAGAAGGCCAGAAAGGAAGUCAGUUGGCUACACCUUCUGAACCAAUCGCGACUAAAAAGAAAUGGUCUACCAAAGGUUGGGAAGGAUUAACUUCAGCGAGUUGUGGACGGUCAAAAGAGGACGGUGUACCACCCGACUCUUCCGGGACAAAAAGAAAAUGGUCUACCGAAGGUUGGGAACGGUCAAAGGAGAAUGGUGUACCACUUGACUCUCCCUGGACAAAAAGAAACUGUUCUACCGAAGGUUGGGGAAAAGUAUCUUCAGCAAAUUGGGGACAGUCAAAGGGGGACGGUGUACCACCCGACUCUCUCUGGACAAAAAGAAAAAGAUCAGAAGAAACCCCUAGAGGGACUUCUUCUGCUCAAUGUUUUAGAAAAUCAGACACAAAAAGUUGGCUCAAAAGAAAGGAUAACAAUAACUGUGCACCUAAGGCUCAGUGGUCAACCAUGCAAAAAGGAGGUUGGGGAGGAAGCUGAAUGAACCAUUUGAUUUGAUGCUUUGGCUUCCGGUUGAGUGAAUCACUAGCGUUGCCCGGGUUAUCAAUAAUAUCAUCUUCUUUGUUCUCUUCUCAUGGAUAUGCCAGGAGUAUUUUGCGUGUAUCACCAUCUGCAAAUCAAGUUUUGCAUUCUUGCUAGGACUUAGGAGUAUCUUGUAUGCUCGUUAACCUUAUGGUUUUGUACUGGUUUGUUAGGACGUUUUGUACAUAUUUGUGGACUUAGCAAUGACCUAACAAGAUGGAAUAUCAACUGCUCAAUGUACAUUAAUUUUAUGCACCUUAAGAACAUCAAGGAAUUGAAGGAAAA